This is a messenger RNA of Brugia malayi, 1134 nucleotides long. Its product is annotated as Nucleolar protein,Nop52 containing protein. Gene Ontology annotation, biological process: rRNA processing. Lineage: Eukaryota; Metazoa; Nematoda; Chromadorea; Rhabditida; Onchocercidae. The transcript has 9 exons. Gene Ontology annotation, cellular component: preribosome, large subunit precursor; nucleus; preribosome, small subunit precursor. Bases 1 to 1134 code for a protein of 377 amino acids. The record is from RefSeq and is a predicted model, not a curated record.
AUGGAUUCAGAAUUGGACGAAGUUGAGAUUGUUUUUGCACAGAAGUUAGCAUCCGGUGAGCCGAUCAUUCGUCGACGAGCAUUUCGAACACUAUGUGAUUGGAUUCGAACUGAAUCAGCCAAGCGAGAAUUUGAUUAUAAAGCGAUGUCACAUUUGACGAAAGGGUUGCAUUAUGCAAUGUGGAUGCAAGAUAAAAUGUUAUGGCAAGAGCAACUUGCUGAUAACAUUGCUUCUUUGAUAAAUUUAUUUGAAAGAGAAAAGGAAUCUGUUUCGUUCAUCAAAUCUAUGUUAGUAACAAUUUCUAAUGAAUGGCCACGAAUCGAUCGUUGGAGAAUGGAUAAGUUUCUUAUGUUGAUACGUCGUCUUGUUCGUGCUCUUUUCCAUCGAUUACGUUCGAAGGAUUGGAAAACAACAAUUACUGAUAUGUAUAUCAGUGCUUUCAAAGAUUGUGUUAUUUCAAAUGAUAAAUCAUUUUCGGAAGGACUGAAAUUUCAUUUCGCAUCCGUUUAUUUGGAUGAAUUAGAUGGUGCCGGUGGCUUGGGACGAGAUCAGGUAACGGAACUUUUGAAACCAUACGCUGAGCUUCUUGGUGAUGGAAAAAUAUCGAAUUAUCUUUUUGAUUCCAUUAUACAAGAAAUAUUCCUAUCAAUUUUACAUCAAUAUGCUGAAGACAAAGUGGGGAAGAAUGGAGCUGAUGAAUUAGCUACAGAAAGUGCUAGUGAUCAAGGGAUUAAAUUCGAUUAUGCAGAAAUAAGUCAAUUAUUGCUUGAAAUUGGGAAGAAACCUGGCGUAAAAAGUGCUCGCAGAAAACGAUUAUAUGAUGUAUCAAAAAAAUUUAAAGCAGUUGAAAAUGGUGAGAUUCCCUUUGUUAUGGUUACAAAAGCACAAACACGAUUGAGGACAGAUAUACCAAAGUCUGAAAUAGUAAGCGCUGUUUCACGACUUAUGAAUGAAGUGGAAAAAGACAAAUUAAUGAACAAGAAAGCAAAAUUGGCUUUAAAAAAGAAAGCAUCAUUGAGGAGUGCUUCUCAACCUACGAAAGUCCUUAGAAGUACUAAGAAAACGAAGAUUGAUAAAAAAAUGCGCCACCGAAGUGGUGUGAUUCGUAAAAAGCGCAAGCAACAAAAGCUCUGA